GAGCGAGGUAUGGGGCAUCAUCAUCCUCUUCCUGUCUGCGCUGCUUGCGCUUAUGUUUUAAACCUUCCGAGCUUUUGCUGUGGCGACGAGCCGCGCAGCUUGACUGCGAAGGUCUCCCUUCAUCCCUUCUUCUGCGCAAUCUCUCACCAAAUUGUUUGGUGCAGUUUUUAAGGGAAUCCGGGAUUGCCAUAGGUGAAUCAUCUAAUUGCAGAAUUUACACUUCUCACUCCUCUCUCUCUCUCUCUCGUAUCAUUUCUAUCUCCGAUGCUUUUGCUGUCUCUCACGGGCGAGAAUGUCACUAGAGCUAGGACUCGUGUGUAAGCGUUUAGUUCCUGUUGUUUAUAAAUUGCGACGAACGACGAAGUUGUAAUUUAUGCAGCUUUUUGGUUCGGAUAAGAGCUGGCGGUGUAGUGCGAGUUUGAUGUUUUGGUGGCUGCAAGUCGAAUUCAGCCUGAAUUGUGGCCAUGGAGUCGCGGCUCUUGCACGCGGGCUGUGUGGCCUUGCCGCGACCUUGCCUUGUGGUGCCUAGUACUAGGAAUGGGGUGAGUUACCAGCAAAGUCGGCAGGCAUUUCGCGUUGCAGCACAGAAGUUUAUGAAGAGUAUGACUUCCCGACACGGGACAUCUGUUCUCAGGGGGGAGAAAAGAAAGCAUUCGAGGUCCGUGGGCGUCGUCGUAGCUUGCCAGAGGCCCGAUCAAGAGGUUGCAGAGGAUGUGGAGACUGCGGAGAAUGCGGGAAGAGAGUCUGCAGCUGCUGGAGUCGGCAAGCAGCUACAAGACUAUGUACAGAGUUGCAAAAAUUCCUUGUCGGAAAGGAGUGAGAACAUUGAGGCUGAAAUUACUCAAAGGCUUGGUAUAAACGAGCCCUUUUCUCAUUACAUGAAAAAGAAAGGCAAGGAGAUAAGGACUGAGAUGGUGGGCACUGCGGAGUCUGUAUACAGCACUGUAGUUUCGAUAUCUAACCAACCCGUUGUCAAACGAUGUCUUAUUGGAUUUUUCGUAUUUUAUGCCUUCUCUAUGUUGUGGGCUGCACGUAUUUUGAUGUCCAACAAGAAGUCCGAAGAGGCAAUAGAUCAGUCCGGAAGGGAACCGCGGCUUCAGAAGCUGAGAGUAGGAGCUCGAGGUUCUGUGAAUGUGACAGCACCACUCGAGCACGCAGAGACGAAUUUGAACGGUAGGACAGUAACGUCAGUCAACGAUGAGGAAUUUCAGCUUAAGGUGCGAAAAAUCCAGGAAAUGGCCCGGGCGGUUCGAAUUGCGGAACAGGGAGUAUUUUCUCCUUCCGAAAGUGCAUUUGUAACGAUUUCUGGUAAGAGAUCGGAUCUGGGGUCGGAGCAGCAGCAGCAGCAGUCAAUUCUUACCAACAAGGAAGAUUUACAGAAGGAGAAUAGUCAGGAAGAAAAGCUCGUGGGUGACGAUGCAGGCAAAGAGCAAGCCAAAUUCGCAGAGAAACGAGAACCCCACCUUAACCUUAAACCACAGGAGGGACCAUUCUCAACUCAGACUUCAAUAACUGGAGUUGAAGAUAAUAAGAAUUUCGGAGUUUCAGAGGCUUUGCAAAGCAAGGUUGCAAGCGAGGACGUUGCGAAGAAUGGUAGUGCGAAGAACCCGCUCAAGGGUGACAUAAAUUCAAGUGUUGUCUCUAAAUCUUCGCAGUCAAAUAGCACUGGUAGGCUUCACCCCUCCACCCGGAAUGACUUAGCAGAUAUUUCUAUUGAUGGGUCACCGACAUCAUCAAUCUCGGGCGCGACGAAGCUGCCUGGUAAUGACAAUGCAACGCCUAAUCUUAACGGUGCGGCAAGAGAAAUGCCGCCAGUUGGCAUUCAACCGCAGAAGUUUAAAUCCAUGCGUGUGAUUACGUCUCCGGAGGAAGCCCGAGCUAGAAUUGCUGCUAGAAAGGCCAAGGAUGGAAGUAUUGCUGCCAAGGGAAUCUCUGCAAGCUCAACAAGGCCUAAGUUUCCGAAGAUCAAGACUCCUGCAGUAGUGUCGGGAGAAGGCGAUUUACGGACCGAUUCCAAAUCCAAGGACAAGGGAUCGCAAAGUAGUGGCCCAACGGAUGGGAACAGAGGAAGUUUGAAGUCCUCGCUGUCGCAGGAAGAGAGUCCGAACCCAAAGUCAGAGGAGCAGCAGGAAGAAGAGGGGUGGAUGCGUGAUGAAGUGUUGCGACGUAUUGUGCUGAAAGUCCGUGAUAACGAAGAGGCUGGUCGCGACAGCUUCCAUGGUCUGAACUCAGAGGAGGAGCAACUGUUCUUCAAAGGGCUCGAGCGCAAAUUUGAGCGUGAAGGAGAAGCGGUUAAGACGUGGAUCCAGGAUCGUGUGGAGAAUCUGGAUUAUGGGAUUGGCGGUGUGGGACUUGAUGACCCACCCGAAACGUUUGUGCCUAGAUGGAAAGAUCAGGAAAAUGCUGAUACCAAAAAGUUCGAAAAAUUUCAAGAAGACCGCAAACGGAUUCUUCAGCAGCAAAUGGGCAUCUCAACACCUUCUCCUCCCUCCUCUCCUUCGUCCUCUAGCCCAUCUUCUGCUUCGGAACCUCCUGAAGUUGCCCCCACCAUCUCUGCAUCAAAACCUUCGUCAUCUUCCGCAGAUUCUGUUGCCAAGACGAGCACAAAAGAGACUUCUACCACAGUCGUAUCAAGGGAGAGGCUGCAGUCGAAUGGGAAUGCUUCAGGCAGCAAGACCAUUGUGACGAGUACGGGCAAACAACCCAAAUCUACCUCGCGUGAAUGGCAACAUACGAAGAAGUGGGCUCAAGAGCUUCAAAAAAAGUACGAUCUAGAGACUGAUCCAGAGCAGCGUGCAUUAAUGGAAGAAGUUGGCCAGGACCUAGACAGAUGGAUUACAGAGGAUGAGAUAGAAGAGGCGACUAGAUUGUUGUCGAAAGGGGUAGCAGGGGAGCAAGAGUAUGUUAAGAUGCAUUAUGAGAAGACGAGGGAGAAGAUUAAAAAGCAACAUGAGAUGUUUGGAUCAGAGGGAAUGCUCAACAAGUACGGGGAGUAUAAGGAAACGAAGAAGGAGGUUGAGUUGUGGUGGUUGGAUCUACCUUAUGUCCUGUGCAUUGGGCUCACGCAAUCAGAUUCUUCUGAUGGUGGUGAGCCCAGGCAAGGUUUCUAUUCGUUAGAUAUGACUCCAGAUUUUUCAGGGAUUGUGGGUCAGGGCAAACUAGAGCGGACGUAUAAUCACACCAUAGCCUUUCAAGAUCCUAAAGAUGCUUCCAAUUUUUGUGGAUUGUUGCUCUCGGAGCGGUACAUGGCAGAUGUGAUCCCCAUUCUUCCGAAGGACCUUUACCAGGAUGUCAAGCAGGAGGGGUUUAAGGUUACCGUGAUUAAGAAGGGACAGCUGGGACUUAAGCCUGGACAAGCCUUGGAAGAUGUGGAGCAGCGAUUGAUAGCAAUUGGUAGCUCUGUGUACUGGGAGGAACUUGAACGGGCGCGCUCCAUUGACAUGGAUGCAGUUCUUGAUGAAGGCUUGGGGUAUGGUAGGCCAUCGCGUUAGUUUUGCUGGUUUGAUUAAGAGUAGGUCAAGUUGAGUUCUCUUGUAAUUUUGAAAAGUGACAACAGCACAUGUCCAAAUCAUGGAAGUUUCCUCGGUGCCCUUAUUUCUGAGCACUUUCCUUGACCUAUCUAUGAUCGAAAGUGCUGAUUUAUUUUUAUUUGAUUUUUCUUAAUUUUGUA
Molecule: messenger RNA, 3670 nt
Organism: Physcomitrium patens
Lineage: Eukaryota; Viridiplantae; Streptophyta; Bryopsida; Funariales; Funariaceae
Source: RefSeq, a predicted model, not a curated record